Messenger RNA from Saprolegnia diclina VS20, 1510 nucleotides. RefSeq lists its product as hypothetical. Bases 1 to 1440 code for a protein of 479 amino acids. The transcript has a single exon. NCBI's taxonomy places the organism in Eukaryota, Oomycota, Saprolegniomycetes, Saprolegniales, Saprolegniaceae. The record is from RefSeq and is a predicted model, not a curated record.
AUGGCGACAGGACCGGUGCUCUACGCGGCGCUGCUCGGGCUCUCGGGCUACAUGCCGCUUGCGAUCCUCGUAUACUUGCGUCGGCGCGGGUACCCGUCAAUCCGGUUUGGCAACCCGGUGCAAACCGCGCUCUGCAGCUCGCUCGCGACGCUUGUCUCGAUCGGAAUGCUCGUGCUCUUGCUGCUCCGAGACUCGAUCUCGUGCGCUGUUCUCGUCGGCUUUGAGUACUUUAGCGUCAACGCGACGCUCAUUGCGCUCCUCGUGACCGAGCUCAGCAUCGUGCUCACGUUUGAGCUCACGGAAGAGAUCGCCGACCACCACGACUACAGCACGGAAUCCGCGACCAAGCUCUCGCAACAACGCAUCAAGGUCCUCCGCGCGAUGUUGUCGCUGCGCGGCCUCGGUCUCCUCUGGGGUGUCGCGCACAUUCUCUGGCUCGGGCUCCCGAUCGCGAUUGUCGGCCCCGAAGCGCUCGCAUCCCUCCCGUCCCCAAACGCGACCGUGACCGACUGCUUUGCGCCCGUGGGCGGGGACGUCUCGCCGCUCGCCAUCGUUUCGUUUGUGCACGCAAGCCUCUUCAUCGCGACGUACGCGCUUCUCUCGUACUUUUUAGCGCGCGUCAUGGACAACUUUGGGCUUUGCUUUCGGUACCGGCUCAUGGGCGGGCUCCUCGCCCUCGUCUUUCUUGGGUACGCUGUCUGCGUUGCACUCGAAGCCAACGCGGACCUCCAAGCGGUCGGCGCGCGCUACAUUCUGCUGAGCCUCGGCGGCCACGCGGUCGUGUUGGCGCAGAUCGUGUUCCCGAUAUUCGCAUCGCGCUCCGAGCGCAUUUACGAAGACGGCGCGAUGGUCCUGCACACGACCAAGAUGAACCUCCUCGAGACGUACCUCGAGACGGCAGAGGGGUACCGCGCGUUUGCCGAGUUUGCACGCAUCCAGUUCAGCUACGAGAAUGCGGUCGCGUGGAAGGCGUGUGCUGAUUUCAAAAAGGGCGGCGGCGACUCGCACGCGAUCUACAACACGUACAUCAAGGCGCAGUCGGUGCUCGAGACUAACAUUCCAGGCACGCUACGCAAGUACUACUUUGACAUCUUUGAGAAGAGCCGCAAGGGCCACAAGGUGCUCGGGUACCACACGGCGCUCGACAAGGACUUUGGCGUCUUUGAUAAGUUUCGAGACGCCAUUCUCAAGCUCAUGGUGCUCGACACGCUGCCGCGCUUUCAAAACCACGCGCUUGGAAAAGGCUGGAGCCCGUUUGUCGAGACGCAAGAGAGCCACUUUGUGCUCAACCACCUCAUGGACGCGAUCGAGCAGCCGAAAAACCUCGUCGUACCCUUUGAUGGCCAAGUGCAAACGGUCGUCGACCGCGUGCGUCGGGUGUCGUCGUCGCCGUCGGGCAAAGCCAGGAAAGAGUUUCUCCCGGACCGAAGAGAAUCAUAGCUUCCUAGUCUUUUCUAUACAGUACAAUAGUCGAUCUUUCACACAUAAUAGCAUUUUCGCCUUGGCCACA